Messenger RNA from Elaeis guineensis (African oil palm), 1454 nucleotides. RefSeq names its product RPM1-interacting protein 4. The record is from RefSeq and is a predicted model, not a curated record. Lineage: Eukaryota; Viridiplantae; Streptophyta; Magnoliopsida; Arecales; Arecaceae. Gene Ontology annotation, cellular component: plasma membrane.
UCCGACAGGUCAAACAUGACCGGUGGCGUCGGUCAAUGUUCCGUUCUUCUUCUCAUCACCUCUCCUCUUUCUCUUUCUCGGAUUAUUAUUAUUCCUCUAGUCCUCCUCUCCCUUCUCUCCAAGGGGCCACUUCGCCGCCGCCUCCCGGACCAAAAAUCUCUCGUAUUUUAGAGCAAUUCGGCUCCCCGUUUCGGGAAAAGGAGGGGCGAGGAGGCGCCCGGCCGCGGAAAGGGGACGCCUUUCUUACCCUUUGGAGUAAUUUUUCCUCUUUUGGGAUCUGGGAGCGUCGACAUGGCGCAACAUGCCCAUGUUCCGAAAUUUGGCAAUUGGGAAAGUGAUGGAAAUGUCCCUUACACUCGAUGUUUCGACAAUGCACGCAAGGGUAAAGCUGGAGGGAAAUUAAUGAAUCCCAAUGAUCCUCAAGAAAACCCAGAAGCAUCUUCUAAAGAAGUUCCACCAGAUCAGGCCCUACCAUUUAGUAGUGGAUCUGAUCCUGAAGCUCCGAAGCCCCAGGAUGAGCGAUGCAUAAGCAGAGAAGGUGGUCAUCGUCGACUUACUGACUCUCCUUUACGCCAUGAUGCCCUACCUCGGAAAUCCACCUCAGACUCACCUCAUCACCGUUAUGGGGAUCAACCUAAUUCAAGUGAUCCGCCAAGGAGGGCAGGCAGAACAAGUGGUGGAUCAGACAGUCACAGCAUUGAACGUUCUCCCCUUCACCCCCAUUAUCAGGUGAAAGCUGUGAACAGAGGUGGAGUGUCUUCUCCUUCCUGGGAAAGAAAGAGUUCAUCAGAAGGUAUUCAUGGGCAUUCUUCCAACUCUGCAGGAAGAUCCAGAUUGAAGGCUGGUGGUCGAGGCGACGAAACACCUGAAAAAGGAUCGGCUGUGCCCAAGUUUGGUGAGUGGGAUGAAAAUAAUCCUUCUUCAGCUGAUGGUUAUACCCACAUAUUUAACAAAGUAAGGGAAGAAAAGCAGACUGGAUCAGCAAAAGUUCCUGUCAUUUCCAAUGAUAUAAUAUAUCCCAACGAUCUCAAGCAAGAUGGUAGUAACCAGUCUUCAAGCUGUUCAUGCUUUGGCUGGUGCGGAAAAUAAUUGGCGUUCAUGAAAAAUUUUAUGAUGCUCUGGACCUGUAGAUAUCUCCAAAGAAGGCUACUCUGUGUGCUGGAUCUCUCUGAAAAUGCUUUCUUCUCUCUUCAUAUAUGCCGUAAUGUUAAUAAUUAUGCAUAUAUUUAUAAGCAAGCACACUUUGAUUCUCAUUUCUUGUAUUUACUAGCUCUUGUUUGUGACAUAAAGAAUGCUGCAUAUUCUUUUAGUGUGUUUUUAUAUCCUCUAACCUAAGGAGCCCAGGUGUAUUCCACGUUAUAUUUUCCAGUGUUACUCAUUCUAAUGCAUGAUAGUUCUGGUUGUAUAUAAUAGUUUACAAUGUUCAUUGUUAUGAAGACUGAAUGUCAUUGGGU